Aspergillus melleus is the source of this 1497-nucleotide messenger RNA. Its product is annotated as putative APSES transcription factor Xbp1. The transcript is spliced from 4 exons. Lineage: Eukaryota; Fungi; Ascomycota; Eurotiomycetes; Eurotiales; Aspergillaceae. The coding region runs from base 1 to 1497 and encodes 498 amino acids. The record is from RefSeq and is a predicted model, not a curated record. Gene Ontology annotation, molecular function: DNA binding.
AUGUCGAGCUCCCCCAGCAUGAUGGCUUCCCGCGCAGCAUCUCGCCAGAAGAGAGAGAAACCCCCCAAGGAUGCUGCGAUUUUCAAGAGAGAAAAGAUCAGGGGCCAGUUGCGAUAUCCGCCUUGUGAGGAGCGAGAUGAAGAGUUGGCCAGAAUCCACCGCGAAUUCCAGCUCUAUCCGAUGGGCGAGAUCGGGCUGUAUCCGCGCCACAUCCCGUACAACAGCGACAAAAAGUCAUUUCAGGACCGGACGGGACGUGAGAGCUUUGAAGUUUUGCAGUAUGAGUUCGUCAUCCCGGGCGAAGACAAGAAGUGGAUGGUGAUGUGGGACUACAACAUUGGGCUUGUUCGAACAACCCAUCUUUUCAAAUGCCAGGAUUACUCCAAGACAACACCGGCCAAAAUGCUCAACGCCAACCCUGGCCUUCGCGACAUCUGCCAUAGCAUCACGGGUGGUGCGCUUGCAGCACAAGGGUACUGGAUGCCUUUCGAAGCCGCCAAAGCAGUCGCAGCCACCUUCUGCUGGCGGAUCCGCCAUAUCCUCACGCCCGUCUUCGGCCUUGACUUCAUCGACAUGUGCAUCCACCCGACAGACCGUGCGCGAUACGGCCGCAUGAUCAUCCAUAAAUCCAUCGUGGACAAGUCCACGAAAAUGGCCAACUACUACCGCGCCCUCGAACUCCAAUCCCUCCCUCCGCAACAAUCACUCCUGACCUCGCGUCAUCCUCCAGACCUGUCAAAACCGUUCGAGAAGCAAAUCCUCCCGAAAUCCUUCGACCAUCCCCAUCUUGGCCACCGUCUUCGUCAUUCCUAUGCUGAUAGACUCGUGGGCUACGGCUCCUCCCCUGAAUAUACCUCCGGUGCUAGCACCUCCGAUAAGUACUGCAUGUCCCCGGUCAGCCCGAUCCGCAACACGUUCACGCCCGUGAACACGCCGCGUAGCGCAGACGUCAAGAUGGGGUGUUCGGGCACCGCGACCCCGCGAGACCUUCUCUGUUCGCUGCAGAACAUGUCUAGGAAGAGGGCUAUCGACGCCAGCGACGGCGAGAGCGGCAGCGGCAGCUCGGACGCCACGACGUCCUCGAACACAAUAUACACCUCAUCCACGACAAGCGCCAACACUUCCAGCGACUGUCCGUCAGAAAUAGACGACGACGCGGAUGCGGAUGCGGAUGCAGAUGAGGAUGUGGACAUGGAUGUCGAUAUCGACAUGGACGACGAGGAUGCCGAUGACGACUACCGAGACAGUUCCUACGACGACGAGGAUCCCUCCCAAUCCCCUGGUAAACGGGCCCGAGCAAGCCGCGUCGAAACGCGAUCUCGACGCAAUCCUAAGAAGUUGCUCCCUGCCGAGGUCAAGGCCGCGCAUGCCCUGCUCAGUUUGUAUAUGCAGGACGCGGCCGGUAGUGGUAGCGACGAGGAGGGUUUUAUGCGCUGGCAGCAGCAGCAGCAGCAACAGCAGAUUAGCGGACGGAAGAGACGGAGAGCGUCUGCUUGA